AUGGCGUUGAUUCCGGCCUUGGUGCUGGUCGGCACGCUCAUCUUCGUGCUUCUUUUCGCCGUGUUCUGCUACCGCUCGGACAACGGCGCGCGACCCGUACCCCAGUCCUACGCGGUGGUGUCAGACCACGUGAUGAGGCACGCCACCAUCGAGAGGUUCUUCGCGGAGAUGGCCAACGAGAAGCCCAUCCGGUUCACGCCGGGCCAGCUCCAAGGCUACACCAGCAACUACUCGUCCCGUCUUGGCGCCGGCGGGUUCGGCACGGUCUACAAGGGCGCGCUCCCCAACGGCCUCGCCGUCGCCACCACCGGCGUGGCACGGGGUCUGAGGUACCUCCACGAGGAGUGCCAUCAGAAGAUCAUCCACUACGACAUCAAGGGUGGUAACGUCCUCCUCGACAGAACCCUCACGCCCAAGGUGGCUGACUUCGGGCUCGCGCGACUGGUGGACCGGGCAGACACGCACGUCUCCAUGUCCGGCGUGCGCGGUACACCCGGCUAUGCGGCGCCGGAGCUGUGGAUGGGUUCUGGUGUGACGGAGAAGUGCGACGUCUACAGCUUCGGCAUGUUGCUGUUCGAGGCCGUCGGCCGGAGGAGGAACUUCGACGAGGCCGCGCCGGAGAGCCAGCAGUGGUUCCCUAAGCUGGCGUGGACCAGGUACGAGAGCGGCGAGCUGGUGGAGCUCGUGAUGCCGAGCAGCGGUGACGACCAUGGCGUGGAUGCUGUGGAUGAGCCGCAGCAACAGCUGUGCAAGGAGCUGGCGGAGAGGAUGUGCAAGGUAGCGUUCUGGUGCGUGCAACAGCAGCCGGGGGCGAGGCCGCCAAUGGGCGCUGUGGUGAAGAUGCUGGAGGGCGAGAUGGACAUUGCUCUGCCGCCGAACCCAUUCCGGCAUCUUAUGGACGACGUGCCGGUGGAUAAUCUUUGGACGACAAUGACGAGCAGCGUAAACACAGCAUCAGCGUCGGCGGAAGAUGGGAUUUCUCGCGGUAGCAACGAGAUCGUCUCGCUUUGA
Triticum aestivum (bread wheat) is the source of this 1011-nucleotide messenger RNA. Its product is annotated as G-type lectin S-receptor-like serine/threonine-protein kinase At2g19130. Bases 1 to 1011 code for a protein of 336 amino acids. Gene Ontology annotation, molecular function: ATP binding; protein kinase activity. The record is from RefSeq and is a predicted model, not a curated record. Lineage: Eukaryota; Viridiplantae; Streptophyta; Magnoliopsida; Poales; Poaceae. The transcript has 3 exons. Gene Ontology annotation, biological process: protein phosphorylation.